This is a messenger RNA of Musca domestica (house fly), 903 nucleotides long. Its product is annotated as ETV5-related protein Ets96B. Bases 1 to 903 code for a protein of 300 amino acids. Lineage: Eukaryota; Metazoa; Arthropoda; Insecta; Diptera; Muscidae. The transcript is spliced from 2 exons. The record is from RefSeq and is a predicted model, not a curated record.
AUGCAACAACACGAAUUCGAGCAACAUAUUUUGCAACAACAACAGCAGCAGCAGCUUAAAAUACCCACAUCUGGUGGCAUUGUGCCGGCUGUGGCAACAACAAUUCAGCAGCAACAACAUUUCUACACGCCGGCCACCAUCAGCUAUACCCAACAUCCAUCAGCGAUGGCCACAGCAAAAGCCUUGACAAGCCAAUCGAGCCAAUUAUUUCAGGCCACACCCACAACCCAUAUAGCAGCAACAAUACCACAUAUCUAUCAUACCUCACCACACCAACAACAACAGCAGCAGCAACAACAACAACAAUAUCAACAGUUACAGUAUACAACUGCCAAUACAACAGCAUACCAAAGUGGCCAUCAACAGCACACUGUUCAUCCCCACCACCACCAACACCAUCAUCACCAGUCUUUACAUCAUCUAACCUCACCCUACUCUCCAUCGGCUGCCUCAACAUCAUCCUCCGCCUCGUCGUCCUGUUCGAAAGCCUGCUCACCCACACUGUCCAACACCACGACACACUCAACGACAUCCACAGCAACAAUACCCACACCGAUGGCAGCUAAUUAUUUGCCUUUAGCCGCAGCAACAACAGCUCCCCUGCCACCCUCGACCACAACCAAUUUCCUAAAGGCCCCGCCACCACCACCGCCCCACAAUGCUGCAACCGCCAUGACUUUAGCCAUUGCCACCCAGGCCCCACUCGUCUUGGGCUGUUCCACCCUGUCCAACAGCAGUUACAGUACGAAUUGCAUUCCAAUUUUGACAACGCCGCCAGAUGUUAGCGCCCUGACAGCCGCUCAUCAUCAUCAGCAGCAGCAGCAACAUCACCAUCAUCAUCAAACCGGACAUGCGACAGCAACAGCCUUUAUAUAUCCGGCAACUGCGCAACCGCAACAUUAA